AUGAUCUCAAUCACUUUGUUGGUCGCGACCGCUGGUGGCGGUUUAGCCAACGGAUUCAGUAUAUCACCGAGAGCGUCGACAGCUGAUGAACUAGGUAGGUGCACUGUUUGAGUCAUCAAAAAUAGACUUGUGAUGAGAAUGGUAAUCAAGAAAGUUCAACGAAAAAUUUUAGGAGUUCCCGCCUGCGCAGACAACAACGACUGUGUUGCUGGUGGUGUUUGUGUCAAAGAUGACCUAAACAUUGGUCGAUGCAUGUGCUCCAGCUCCUGCCCAUUAAGUAAAAGAUAUCAUAAUUAUUUUAAUUAUCUAUUACAGACAUCCCAGUACAAUGUCUACCGCAGAACGAGAAUUCCUGUGUAAAUAUGGGUGAUAAUUAUAUGCGAAAGUACAAUCUGCAUAACCCAGUAUGCUAUCAAAAACGUUGUAUUUGCCCGCCAAUUUUUGAGCCCAUCCCAAUCCAACCGCCGGUGCCUGGACUUAAAUCCAUGUUGCCCAUGAAAUGUGAUAAACGUAAGACAAAUUAGAGUUUGUUUUUGUGGUUUUUCAAGCAAAUCAUUUCCUGGCGGAACUGCUCUCUUGAAAUUGCCAAUCCUGAUGUUUCAGGUGAUCUCUCGGCGAUGAUUGUGGCAUCGCCUUCUGACUCGGCCUAUAAAGGCACCCAAACUACCAUUUUCUGCUGCAUAAACCUCGAUCCCCGAGGCUAUAUCCCCGAAAAUGGUGUUUAUUUUGUGCAGAAUGGAACCCGGAAAAGAGAAGCCAACACGUCACCUUACGAGAACUUCUCACGCGACAUCGACACCCUAUUUACGGUCCCCACUUGCUGGGCAUUGACCAUAAACAAUGUCCAGCCGAGUGACAGCGGGACUUACCAAUGCAUUGUGCAGCCGAUGAGUGCCAAGUUUAAGACUGUCAACACAACAAUGGAGUUUGUGGUUAAAAGUAAGUGGAGAAGCAGCAGGAUGACUUAAAUUUAAAAUUGUCACACAAUCGCUAAAACCUUGCAAAUCAAUUUUUUAUCUCAUUUACCACUGAAAUAAUGCACCAUACGCAAAGUUAUGUCCUACCAUAUUCGUAGACUUACAUUUUUUUUGCAAUUUUAAUCGAUUUAUCACAGAGCACCGCCGAUUUCGUCGGCAGCGAAUUGUCGCGUAUCACCAGGUCGUUCGUAAGUAGUGUGAAAGCGGAGUGAAUUAGACCUAUACCCACUAAAGGAGUGAUAUUGGAACCUAUGUGACACAAAUUAACAUUCAAUUUUACCCCUAACAAAAGAAUGUGUCAAAUAAAUGAUGAUUAGCUAAAGCGAGUGGCCUAAUAAGAUCUUAUACGAGUUAAUUUACAAAAACUUCUUUCCUUGUAUUCUGCAAGCAGGUUGAAUGGAAUACCUCUCGUUUCCACGCAUGUAUUUUUUCAUCGGCGGAAGCGGGAAUGGAUAACAACUAUAUCACUCGAGUCAUUUCUUAAUCGAUGAUUGAAAAAGGAACCCCGUGUUUUUCAUCUCAAACAUUUUUUGAAUGACAUAUUUUAGACAAUAACUGUUUGCAGUAUUUGCCGUAACAAUUCCCAUGGUCUAAAAAUUCUAACCCUGUCUUUUUAGCACCACGAAUGAUCCAAAACGUCACUAUACAACCAAAUGCAACUACCGCUUUAAUCCAAUGGGACAUGUCGGAAGGGCCCAUGCUCAAGAUCGACUUGGAAUUAUUCAGAAGAACCGAUCGCAAGACCCGGGUUUGGAGGAAAACAAAUGCAAAAUCCCCCGUUCUGAUCGAACGACUGAAUCCAGCGACACCUUACACUUUGUUUGUAACUGUAAUUGACGGGCAAACUGAGCCGUUCAGAUUGACAGAGCAAUUCCAGACUGAUGAGAACAGUAAGUAAAUUAGCAAAGUUGAUUAUGGCAAUACUUGCCCAUCGGUUUAACGUCUAAAUCAUCUGUUUUUAGUAUCAGAUCCUCCGGUUCUCGAAGAUAUCCGUUUGAUCAACGCCGAAAAUGGCCGCGGGCAAAUGUGCGAAGUGGAAUGGAAGCCCCCGCGAUGGCCUCGAGGUCAUAUUACAAAGUACUUUGUGAAAGUCGAAGGAAAGGUCCGUUAUCAAUCCGGAGACGGCAAAGAAAUCGUCGGCUCACAUCAUCCCUCGGGAAUCGAUUUGUGCUCCAAUUACGACGGUGACGAAGAUAAUUUCAUCGACCCCCAGAAUUUCCACAAUUUCUUUGCGUGUAAAUACGGCCCGCUAAAGCCGAAUCGCAACUACUCGGCCACAAUCUGGGCUGAGAACAAAGCCGGGAAGUCCGAAGCGGUCACUUUUCAUGAGCAAUGUGUAAUGGACUACGCUGAGCCGGAGUUCAUUCAACCACCUGAGACCAUGUCCCGGACCAACACUUCAUCUUUUGGACUCCAAUUCCCCCAAGCGCCGGAAGAGACUAAUGGACCGAUUGCUUGUUACUAUCUGGCUAUUGUUCCUUUACAAUCAAACGUUUCGGUUGACGCUUUACCAACACCUGAACAGAUAGUAAUGGACACUUAUGACAAGGUCUUGCAGAACAAUGUCCACACUCCCUUCCAUCCCAAGAAUCGAUUCUUUGCUUACAUAGCUGAGAGUUAUAUGCAAUAUCCAAAACAGACAAUCGUUGGUGAUGGAGACACCAAAGGAGGAGUGGAACCAUGCAAUGUCCUUUAUCUUACACGAUACGAACCAAAUGAUGCGGCUUUAGCUCCUGACCUCAAAUACACGGGGUUCCUGAUAGCUCGAGUAGAUCGAGACAACAGUCUGCAGAGAUCAGUGGAUUCGGUCGAAAAUAGUCGGAGAUACCGACCCAUCUUGAGUAGCAUCUCCCCGGCUGAUCUCUUGAGUACGGCUCCAUUAAAUGGCCAGCGACCAAGAAAUGGAUACAACAGAAAUGAAGAGUUUGGACCUAGAUGGAAACGUCAGUUGGUCUCCACUUCAGACCCCGCAUAUGGAUUCAGUGGCUACUUUAAGCCCGUAAUACUACAACAACAAGCUACUGGAGGAAGCGGAUGGUUUGAAUUGACAUUGAUCAUAACCUUGGUCUUAUUGUUAAUUGCAUUUGUGGCAGUUUUCUUCUUAUACAUCUUGCAUAAGUAGGUUUGAUUAAUAAGCAUACCACGUUUACGAAUGCGCUACAAUAAUAUAAUUUUAGACGAGGAAUACUCAAAGCGUUUUGCCCCGCGAUUAAAAAAGAGCACCAACGAAUCAGGCAUGCCUUCAACCCAAUUCCAGUCGACGAUCUAGCCACGGAAUACACGAUAAGGCACAAAGACAGCGACUUCCUUUUCAACGCCGAGUUUGAAGCCUUGCCCCGAGCGAAGAAUCUUCCACAUACAGCUAGUGAAAAGCAAGAGAACAAAGGGAAGAACCGCUACAAUGAUAUAAAAGCUUGUGACAUCACAAGAGUCAAGUUAACGCCGUUGAAUGAUAUCUCAGGCUCGGAUUAUGUGAAUGGAAAUUUCAUCAAGGUAAGUAAAUAUUAUGCAGUAUUAGUACUGCUUUAGGGUUACAACGACCGAAAGACAUUCAUCGCAACCCAGGGGCCGCUGGAGAACACCGUCGGCGAUUUCUGGCGGAUGAUCUACGAACACAAUUGCAAGAUUGUAAUCAUGGUCACAAAUCUCCGAGAAAGAGGGCGAGAGCAAUGUGCAAAGUAUUGGCCAGAUGAGGAAACAGACGAACCACUUGUUGUCAGUAACCAAUUUGAGGUCCAUACAUUGGAAACGCAUCUUUAUGCUGACUACACCGUCAGAGAAUUGAGAUUACAACCUCUUCCCCCUUCGUCCCCAACUGUCCAUAAUUCCAAAAGUUUCUCCAGAGAAGGUCCGUCAAGUCCCCUAUUGGAAUCUACGUAUUCUAGAGCUUCAAUAAGCAUGGAUUCCCCUCAGUAAGUAAUAUUAUCUAAUCAACCCCGUUCUUGUUUUAGACGAACAUCCUCCCGAAUGGCCAAUAGAUCUGACUCGAUGUCCUCACCUUCUCCAAGACCUGAUGCCGAUUAUGCCAACCUCCCACGUCGCCCUGGCUCGACCAAUUCCAAUAGGAGCAGUCAAAGACAUGCUCCAACCGAGCCUAUGAAGGUCCUUCAAUUCCAUUUUACCGCCUGGUCUGACUACAAAGCACCCGAAUGCACUGUCAGUCUUCUUCGAUUGAUGUGUAAACUACGGAAGAUGGACGAAUACAACCGUUAUCCAGUUGUUGUUCAUUGCUCGGCCGGUGUUGGCAGAACCGGAACUUUCAUUGCCAUCGAUUAUGUGAUGGAUCAAUGUAAAGCUGAAGGUAAAGCUGACAUCUUUGGAUGCAUUUCGAAGCUUCGAAUGCAACGAAAUCUGAUGGUCCAAUCUCUUGAACAAUAUGUGUUCAUCUACAAAGCACUCGCUGAAUACCAACUAUUUGGGAUUAGCGACGAACAUGUAGACGACUUCUUAACUCACUACCAAAAACUAAGAUUUCCAGUGAACAAAAGGGAAAGACAUCUAUCGAUGACUGAACAGAAGCUAAAUUCAGAUGAAAGUAAGCCCAAUGGAGUAGUUACUAGUCAAAAUGGAACUACAUAUGUUCGAAUAGACCCUAAGGGCAAUGAAAGAACUGUCUAUUUUGAAAGGAACAGGCUGUCUCCAGUUCCUUCGAGUAACGGAAUGGGAGCUUUGCUGAAUCAAAAGUUCAAGCAGUUCAGGUAAAAGACCACAUAAAAAAAGACAAAUAGUAUUUUUAGAAGCGGCUCAAUGGCUGUGGUGGAUAACUCAAGGUCCUCGUUAUUGGAAGAGGAAUUUUUAAAGUUGCAACAAAACAUAGAGAAACCUCGAACUACGCAAUGGGCCCAUAAGAACGAACACGCCGGGAGGAAUCGCUUCGAUGACGCCGUCCCUUACGAUAACAACAGAGUCGUCUUAGCACCACUAUUAGACUAUUCUAAUACAUACAUCAAUGCUUCGAACGUCAAAGGAUACUUCUAUCCAUUCAUUUUGGCACAAGACCCAUUGGGUCCGGAGACAGCAUUUGAUUUUUGGAGAAUGGUGAACGAUCAGAAUAGCUGCACAAUAGUAAUGCUGAGUCCUGAUGACAGUUUCACCGCGAAGGAAAAGGUGAGUCCAUAUUAAAUCAAGUCACAACUUGUAAUACGAACACUUUUAGUAUUGGCCUCAUAGCCCGCUGACGACUGAAUACCUCGGUCUCAAACAAGAACUGGUAUUGCAACUUCGAAGUGAGAUUAAGUACACCAAUUACAUCGAGAGAAAAGUCAGCUACGUAUUCAAGGUAAUACAAUCCGCAUUGAAUAUAACAAAUUUCUCUCCUUUCAGUCCGAUCGUCAGAACGCCUCCGGGCGUGAAAUCACUCAAUUCGCAUAUCGCCAUUGGCCUCUGGGUGCAGCGAUUCCCAAUGACACUGCCAGUUUCCUGGAUCUCAUAGCUUCCGUUUUGGAACAUCAGAGUAAUUUCUCAGAUCCAGGUCCAAUCAUCUUACACUGCCGCGAUGGAUCGUAUGAGAAUGGGGUCUUCUGCGCCGUCAGUUUACUUUUGGAGAGACUUCGUGCCGAGAAAAUGAUUGAUGUCUUCCAAACCGUCAAAACCCUGCAAAAUCAACGCCCAAAAAUGUUGACCAAACUGGUAAGUGAGCGGCCGUUAGAGGAAUAACACUACCUGUAGUCUAACAACUUUUUCACUUUAUCCAACCAUUUGCAGGAGCAAUACGCCUUCUGUUACGAUUGUGUCGCCGAUUAUUUGGAAACUGCUUACUGA
Molecule: messenger RNA, 5738 nt
Organism: Bursaphelenchus xylophilus (pine wood nematode)
Lineage: Eukaryota; Metazoa; Nematoda; Chromadorea; Rhabditida; Aphelenchoididae
Source: the annotation of a GenBank genome assembly